CCCAUUUUAUUGACCUAAUUUACCAACGAAUUCGCGUUCCCGUUGAAGACAAGUUUACACCCAGUAGCAUGGUCAUUUGUCUGUAACUGAGGUUUAACUUAAAUGUUAAAGCUGUUACGGCUUUCUAAGACAGAAAACCUCUUACUUCAACGACUGAAGCCAGUUCAAUGCAUUGUGGGGCAACCCUGUAACGUCCACACGUUGCAGGGAACGUUAGUAGAAAGUGCUGGAAUUUACACAAUUAACACUGUUGAAAAGUUGACAAAACACAAGAAAGCAGAGAGAACCCUCUGGAUAGGGCUUCAGUUAAGCUUAGUACGCACCUUUCAAAGGGGACUAUCAGAUUGGGCUUCUGAUAGUGAUACAGAAGACGAAAUGGCCGAAAACAGAUUCUGCUGCGACUAUGCAAAAAGAGGGCAAGCAAGCUGUAAGAAGUGUAAACAGAAGAUCGAAAAAGGAGUGUUCAGAAUAGCCAAAGUUGUAACAAAUCCAUUCUCUGAUGAAGGAGGAGAUAUGAAGCAAUGGUAUCAUCCAGCAUGCAUCUUCGAAACCUUUCAACGGGCACGUGCAACAACUAAGAUUAUUGAAAAAAUUGAAGAUAUCGAAGGACAUGAGGUUAUAAAGGAUGAGGAGAAAGAGAUCUUGGAGAAACUUAUAAAAGAUUUGGACUCCAAGUUAUCACCAGCCAAGAAGAAGGCCAUGAAACAAGCAAAGAUUGACUUCACAAACUUGAAGACUCCAGAGAAAAAAGACGCUACAAAUGGAAAUAUAAAACAUGCAGAUGAUGACGAUGAAAAGCCAAGUACAUCAGGUUACAGUGGAGCAAGUUUUAGCAGCAAGGAGGCUGAAAAGGACAACUCUUUCCGCCAGUUUCGUUGCCUUUGUGCCGAGAUUGCAGAAGAGGCCAGCUACAAUGGGAAAACUGCCAUUGUUCAUAAAUUUAUUACAAAAGGAAGCAGUGGAGAUGGAUUUGCUGGCAGUCUUUAUCUCAUCAUGAAAUUAUUGCUGCCUGGAUUCGUAAAGCGUGUCUACAACAUCAACAACAAACAACUGAUUAAACUUUACAGUCAGGCAUUUGGAGAAGAUCAGGACGAAAUGUCAGACCAUUUUGAUCAGGGAGGAGAUGUGGCAGAUACCAUAAAGGAGUUCUUUGAGAAGAGCACCAAGCUUCCUCCUCAGAAGAAAAGUACUCUCUCGCUACAGGAGGUGGAUGCAUUUCUGGAUGAACUGACACUCUACACAAGAGAGGAAGACCAGCAAAGGGCUCUUACAAAGAUUGCUAAAAAAUGUACAGCCAAUGACUUGAAGAUGGUGGUGCGACUUGUGAAACACGACCUACGCAUUAAUGCUGGUGCAAAACACAUCCUGGAUGGUUUAGACGAACAUGCCUACCCAGCAUUCCAAGCUUCCCGUAACCUGAAGGACGUGGUAGACAGGGUGAUGGCGAACAAGGCAGAAAAUGGCAGAAAGCCUGGGAUGUCAAAGAAAUUGAGCAUCAAGGCCUCUUUGAUGACUCCUGUAUUGCCCAUGCUGGCAGAAGCCUGCAAAUCGGUGGCUUCAGCAAUGAAGAAGUGCCCCAAUGGGAUGUAUGCUGAGAUUAAAUACGACGGAGAGAGGGUACAGGUCCAUAAGCAAGGGGACAAGUUUCACUACUACAGUAGAAGCCUCAAGCCAGUUCUACCUCAUAAGGUGUCACAUUUCAAAGAUUUCAUCCCGAAAGCAUUCGAAGGAGGCAAUGAUCUUAUUUUAGACAGUGAAGUCCUGCUCAUUGACACUAACACCAGUAAACCACUUCCUUUUGGUUCUCUUGGAGUACACAAGAAAGCAGCUUUCAAAGACGCCAAUGUUUGCCUGUUUGUUUUUGACUGUCUGCAUUACAAUGGAGAGAACCUUAUGAACAGACCAAUCAAGGAAAGAAGGAAGUUUCUAAGAGACAAUAUGAAGGAAAUUCCAAACAGAAUUAUGUUCUCCGAAAUGAAGUUCAUUAAUAAAGCAGAAGAUCUUAAAAAAGAAAUGAUGAAAGUUUUUAAGGAAGGCUUGGAAGGGCUUGUUCUGAAGGAUAUCAAUAGUAUAUAUGAGCCCGGUAAACGCCACUGGCUGAAAGUGAAGAAAGAUUAUUUGAAUGAGGGAGCAAUGGCCGACACUGCAGAUCUGGUAGUGCUGGGAGCCUAUUACGGGUCUGGGAAUAAAGGAGGUCUGAUGUCUGUGUUUUUAAUGGGCUGCUGGGACCCUAAACGCCAGAAAUGGUGCACAGUGACCAAGUGUGGCAAUGGCAUGGAUGACAAAAAGCUUGACCAGUUGCAGAAAGAGCUGGACAUGGUCAAAAUUGGGAAAAAUCAGGCCAAAGUCCCUGACUGGUUAGAUGUGAAGAAGGCUGUUGUUCCUGACUUUGUGUGUGCAGAUCCAAAGAAAUCUCAAGUCUGGGAAAUAACAGGGGCAGAGUUCUCUAAAGCAGAGGUCCACACUGCAGCGGGGAUCUCCAUUCGAUUUCCACGGGUCACCAAGUUCAGGGAUGACAAGGGAUGGAGGGAAGCCACCAAUUUAGAUGAACUCAAGCACCUGUUUAAAACAUCCAAAGAAACCUCUGACCUGGGUGAGUCCAGCCUGAUGGGUGGUAAGUCCCCUGUGAAGAACACACCGAAGAAAAGGAAACAUGAAGACGACGAUGAUGACGAUGAUGAUGAUGAUAACAGCAAUAACCAUUAUGGCAACCCUUCACCAACAAAACAGAUCAUGUUGACACCCAGCAAAACCUCACCUGCUAAAAGAAACAAUGAUGUUACACCAACUAAAAAGCUAAAGACAUCAGAUGAUGGCAAUAACAAACCAUCUUGCAAAUAUGGAGCUGAAUGUUACCAGACAAACCCACAGCAUUUGGAGCAAUUUUCUCAUCCUUCCAAUAGGAAGAUAAAAAGUCCAAUCAAGUCGAAGAUUCUACUGGAUAUAUUCAAAGGCUUAAAGUUCUCCUUGUCCAACAGUGUUGAGAAACUUAAGGACCUCAAGCGAUACAUCAUAGCAUAUGAUGGAGAUGUGGUUCCAGAGUAUGAUAGCAGUCAAGCCACUCAUGUUGUAGUAGGAAAGAAUGAAAAGGUUGAGAAUCCAGCCAGUAAUGUUGUGUCAGAGGACUGGGUGUGGGGAUGUGUGAAGGAAAGGAAGCUUCUGCCUGUAAAAGACUGCUGAUUUAACUCAUGAUUUUGAGGACAACAUCCAGCAGUAUUAUGACUGCAACUGAAACAGGAUCAAACCUAGACUGUAGUCACCAAAGCUACAGUCACAAUACAUUAUAGAUUGAGAUUAGCAUAAAGCUUUCUGUGAUGGAAUUAUCCAGCCACUUGUAUUUUGGCAAAGGGAAUAGAACAGUUAAUUUCUAAUAUCAGUGUAAUUUUAUAAGACCCUGUUCAUGACAUAUUCCUGUCCCAAAAUUGUCCAGUGCUGCCAUCUACAUUUUUUUGUCAAGAAAUAUGGAAAGACCACCAUCUUUGUGGAUGAAAGCAUUCAUUACAGGCAUCUUUUUCUCCACAAAGGAAAGCUCAUAUUUUAUUAGCAUUAAAAGUGAUUCAAACAUUGUUGAUUUCCUGAGAUAUAAUUAAAAUUGUUAAUCUAAGUAGAUGUGAGUCUAGUGGGCUACAACUGGUUUACUGCCUAGAAUGUCUCGUAAGCCAGCUAUAGACAGUCUUACACACAGGCUUAUGCUAGCACGUGGUUCUGCAUGUGGGUAAUUAUAAAAGUAUUAACUUAAUUAUCAGCUUAAUUUAUUAAUGAUAAUGGUAUUCCCAGAAUCUGCCCUUCCUUUAACAUCUGUGGUGUGAUAUUUGAGAGGACAUAUACCAAGUAAACACCCAAUCUUUGAAAUGCAAAAAAAUAUAGAUACAGAUAUAUACAUAAUAAGUUAAUAGAUGUUACUAGCAAAUGUUUUCCUUUGCAUGUUGUUUAUAGUAAAUACUAAGCUUUCUGACCAAAACUAAUAUUUUAUGUCUUUAAUUAUUUGGAAAUAAAAUAAAAAAGCAACCAAUUUUGCAUUCUGACCAAAACUGAUACUUUGUCUGUUUUCAGUUAGGAAAUAGUGUAAAAAAAAAAGCAACCAAUUUAAAAACAACUGUUUCUCAAUGGUUAUAACAUUAUGUACCAUCUUCUCUUCUGAGAAGUGAUUCUAAAUAUACCAUGACCUGUAGUUUUUAAAUUAGAGCAUGGAAAGGGAGCUCGUUGCCCUCAGUAAGUUAAAUUAUGGCGUUUUUGUUUAAACUGCCUGUGAAAUCUACCUCUACUCCAUCAUUUUAU
Lingula anatina is the source of this 4278-nucleotide messenger RNA. RefSeq names its product DNA ligase 3. The record is from RefSeq and is a predicted model, not a curated record. Lineage: Eukaryota; Metazoa; Brachiopoda; Lingulata; Lingulida; Lingulidae. Gene Ontology annotation, molecular function: DNA binding; ATP binding; zinc ion binding. Gene Ontology annotation, biological process: DNA biosynthetic process; DNA recombination; double-strand break repair. Gene Ontology annotation, cellular component: nucleus; DNA ligase III-XRCC1 complex.